AUCGCAAUCCCUUGGUGUCUAACGGUCGCAUGAUUGAUCCACAAUGGUGCAGAUCUGGAGCUAUGGAUUCAUGUGCUUAUGUGAUACUUCUAGGUACGUGUAUCGACGGUACUCGGAUCUGAAGCUGUACCUUUACUGAGUACAUUUACAUACUGUAUCCUUCACACCUGGUUACCGAAGGAUCAUUCUGGGGUGAGGCCCAGACUAGUGCGGGGUUCAUGUAUGCGUCGGUCGCGAGCAGUCGUCUAUUACCUUACUGUAAGCCUUGGCUUCCAAUCGUGUACUACCAUCACCACGUCCAUGAGGAUAGACCAAUGUAUAAAAUGCAAAGUUACAUGAUUGUCGUCCUCGUUUCUUUUGCCAUUGCUAUUGGCUGAAAGUCAAUCAGUCAACAUCCCUCCUCCGAAAACAUGUUCGAAAGCGCCGUGACACACGAGACUGAGCGUUCGCCUAUCCUGAACCACACCGCCGACUACUUCUGCAACGUGGAUGGCGUCGCUCUAGAAAGUGCUGCAGAUUUUGGGACUGUACAAAUGCCAAGUCAAUUACUUGACUGUGACUUCUCCGCGCUAGACGGUUAUCCCUCAAAUCCAGCUGCAACACAGUGGCCCAUGUUGAGUCCCUUAUCGAUGCUUCAUUCCACAGAAAGUUCAACGCACUCGAACAUGUUGGCUGAGGUAGUUCCCGAAGCCUCGCUGAGAUCCGGUACAUCCCGUAGCAACGAGCCUAACAUACAGAAGGGCAAUCAACCCCGCAAGCAGAAUGGAAGUCAGAGACGUCAUUACGCAGUGGAGAAACGCUAUCGAUCUACCCUGGAUAGCAAGUAUGCGGCUCUCGCCCGGACGCUGUCGAGCGAGGCCGCGCAACGAAUUUGUCGAACCGAUUCACAGGAAUGGACAGUACAACUGGACAGACCUCCUUACUCUGGACCUAAUGAUGAGCCAGCGACGACGGGUAGCCGACAACGCAAGACGGCCACGCUCUCUGUGACAAUCGAGACCAUCAACAUACUGACCAGGUGCUGCCGCCGGGAAGCCAUGAAACUGAAACAGUUGCAGUGUGAUGUUCAGGAUAUGCGCAAUCGUAUGCAACAGAUGAUAAAGGCGAACGCACCAGUGAGUCGCGAGCAACCACAAAAACAACAAGACCAACAACAGGAACAACAACAUGAACAACAACAGGAACAACAGCACAGUGGCGUAUAGCUGUAUGGACCAAUGUCUGUAAAACAAGCAAUGCAUUACCAGAACUCAACGUAGCCAAUAGCUUGUUUGUUGGAGAAGACACUGAUGGCAUAGCCUAACGUUAAUCAGAACCGGCCCUCACCUCCACGGUCAAUCGAGUCAGCUAGCCUUGACUGAUGUUAGAGAUUUGCCCUACGGACGGGUUUAAGGACGCGCACGUGUCAGCGGUUAGGAAUGAGAACCCCUGCUAACAAGAAUUGGCCGGGCAGUGUGCGUGUAUAACUAUGUGGACAUUUCAUGCACAAUAACUGUACUUUCUUGAAAAACAACAGCAGUCCUAGCAAGGUAGACGUACAGUAUUAGAAACACAAUACCAUACUUUCUUUUUUCUCCUU
Messenger RNA from Truncatella angustata, 1579 nucleotides. RefSeq lists its product as uncharacterized. The record is from RefSeq and is a predicted model, not a curated record. Gene Ontology annotation, molecular function: protein dimerization activity. The transcript has 3 exons. NCBI's taxonomy places the organism in Eukaryota, Fungi, Ascomycota, Sordariomycetes, Amphisphaeriales, Sporocadaceae. Bases 411 to 1205 code for a protein of 264 amino acids.